This is a messenger RNA of Acanthosepion pharaonis, 1557 nucleotides long. Lineage: Eukaryota; Metazoa; Mollusca; Cephalopoda; Sepiida; Sepiidae. The record is from the annotation of a GenBank genome assembly.
AUGACUAAACAAAUUGUAAAAUUAAUUAAGUUAUCAUUAUUCUUUUUUCUUGUUUUCUCUUUCUCUUUCUUUUCAUCUUUUCAUCUUUCCUUUUCUUUUCGUCUCUUUCUUCUUUUCUUUUCGUCUCUUUCUUCUUUUCUUUUCGUCUCCUUCUUUUCUUUUCGUCUCUUUCUUCUUUUCUUUUCGUCUCUUUCUUCUUUUCUUUUUUUUUUUCUUUCUCUUUCUUUUUUCCUUUUUUCGUCUCUUUCUUUUUUCCUUUUCUUUUCAUCUCUUUCUUUUUCCUUUUCUUUUCGUCUCUUUCUUUUCUUUUCUUCUCGUCUCUUUCUUUUUUUUCUUUUUUUUUCUUUUCUUUUUCCUUUUUUUCGUCUCUUCUCUUUUCUUUCUUUUUUUCCUUUUCGUCUCUUUCUUUUUUCCUUUUCUUUUCGUCUCUUUCUUUUUUCCUUUUCUUUUCGUCUCUUUCUUUUUUCCUUUUCUUUUCAUCUCUUUCUUCUUUCCUUUUCGUCUUUCUUCUCUUUUCUUUCUUUUCGUCUUUCUUUUCGUCUCUUUCUUCUCUUUUCUUUCUUUUCGUCUCUUUCUUCUCUUUUCUUUCUUUUCGUCUCUUUCUUCUCUUUUCUUUCUUUUCGUCUCUUUCUUUUCUUUUCUUUCUUUUCGUCUCUUUCUUUUCUUUCUUUUCGUCUUUCUUCUCUUUCUUUUCUUUCUUUUCGUUUCUUUUCUUUCUUUUCGUUUCUUUCUUUUUUUUCAUCCCUUUCUUUUUCUUCUCUGUUUCACCAUUUUUCUUUUCACUUUCUUUCCUUUCUCUUUUCUUUCCCUUUUUAUCUCUUGCUUUUAAUCUUUCCUUUUUCUUUCACCAACAAACCUCUAUUAAUCCAUCCCCUCACCUGUCAUCUUGUCUCUUUUCCUCCUCAUUUCUUUUUCUGCCUCUUUCCUCCUCUCUGCCCCUUCCUUCUCUUCUCUUCACUCCCCCUUCUAUUCGCUUCCCCCUUCUAUUCGCUUCCCCUCCUCUUUCUUCUCCCCCCCCUCUUUCUUCUUUUCCCCCCCCUCUUUCUUUCUUCUUCCUCCCCCCCUCUUUCUUCUUCUCUUUCUUCUCCCCCUCCCCUUUCUUCUCUUAGCUCCCUUUUUCUUCUCUGCUCCCCCCUCCUCUUUCUUCUCUUCGCUCCCCCCUCCCCUUUCUUCUCUUCGCUCCCCUUUCUUCUCUUCGCUCCCCUUUCUUCUCUUCGCUCCCCGCUCCUCUUUCUUCUCUUCGCUCCCCGCUCCUCUUUCUUCUCUUCGCUCCCCGCUCCUCUUUCUUCUCUUCGCUCCCGCUCCUCUUUCUUCUCUGCUCCCCCUCCUCUCUUCCCUUCUUUUUUCCCCUUCUCCUUCCUUCUAUUUGCUUCCCCCCUCCUCUUUCUUCUCUUCGCUUCCCCCUUCUCUUCCUUCUCUCUGUUUCCCCUCUUCUCUUCCCUUCUUUUUUCCCCUUCUCCUUCCUUCUAUUUGCUUCUCCAUUCUCUUCCCUUCCUUCCUUCCUUCUUUCUUUCCUCCCUCUUCCUGCCUUCUCUUUCUCUUGUAGUUCUUUUAUAA